AACGCUGUCACAAACAAAAACAAAUUUCAUGCAUCCGAAGCGCUUUUCUGGUUUAUCUGCACCAGGAACGCUAAAAGUCGAAUAAUUUGAAGUCACCCAGUUAUUACGGAAAAAUCCUGUUUUAAAAUUAGAAACAGAUAUGGUACGACUUGACAAACCGGCAGUGUGCACGGCGAUAAUAUUCAUACGUUUAGUUAGUAUUAUAGUAUGACUUUUAAUAUUUGGAUAUUUAAAAACAUUUGAUGCUCCAUAAACGGUAUAACAUCUUAAAAUUGUUUUACAAUUAUGGGUGAAAAAUACAACAUGUAUAGCUUAAAAUGGUUUCGUCUACUCUUUAUAUUUGUAACAACACCAGUUUUAAGCUACCGUAAGCUUGAAUGUCCAGCCCGUACUGAAUGGAAAUUCAGAGCUGUCAGUAAUUGUAACAUUUCUGAGGGUUAUCACUGUUUAUUUAAUGAAAAUACUGACGAGUUUGAAGAAUUUUGCGACACGAGAUCGUAUAAUGAUCCAGCAGGACACAAACUAGUUUUGGUUGGCGAUCUUGAUCGAAGGGAUUGUGAAGGUACCAGAUAUCAACCAUUUUCCUUUUCUACGAAUGGAAUGUCAUCUUGUAUCUUUGAAAAGACAUAUUGUAGAGAAGAGGGACAAGUUAUCCAUACUGAUGGAACAGCUGAUUCUGACAGACAGUGUCGCUGUGACUAUACAAGGAGUUAUGCCUUUAUAAUAAUGCCAAAACAAAGUUGUUACUGUGUACCUUCAAAGGAAGACUGUUCGUGUUACAAAAAACCAUGUCCUCUUGAUUUUAUCAUGACGCCUGAUUACGAAUGUGUAAAUAAAACCGUGUGGACAGGAAAGUUUACUUGUGCUUUGAUACAUUAUAACAAUGACAAAGAAAGUAAGCCGACUACAGCAUUCAUUCCAAAUAGCAAAGAGACAGAUAAUACAGCAUACAACUCGUCAAAUGAAUAUAAAACUGUCUUUACGGUAUUAGUUGCCGCUGCAAUUUUGUCCGUACUAGCCUUUAUGAUGAUUGCAUUUUUCCUGGACAGGGCUCCGAUUGGCAGCGUAAAUGGACAUAUACAAAUGGAAGAAGUUAUGCGAGAAAAUUUAGAAUUAAAGAAUAGGCUUGAUAAUCCAAUUCCACAAAACAUCAAAGAACUGCAGAAUUAUGAAAAGAAGCAGUGGAAAGAACGUCUGCAUCGAUUUGUUGAAACUAAGGCAUUCACAACGGUAUUGGAAAGCAUGACAAAAAGCCAGUGUAUUCUGGUGUCAGGACCACAGGGAUGUGGAAAGUCUUCACUUGCAUUUUACAUAGCAUUAACUAUGGAGGAAACCGAAGAAUUUGAACUAUUGAUUGUUACAAUUCCAGAUGACAUAGUCAGAUAUGCUUCUAAAGAUAAGAAGCAGAUAUUUAUCAUUGACGAUAUAUUUGGAAAGUAUAAUGUUCAUGAUUAUGACUGUACGUGGUGGAGUAAGCAAGGUAAUUUGGUUCGUACGCUAAUGGAUAGAAAUAAGAAUUCUAAAAUACUAGCAACUUGUAGGUCUUAUAUAUAUAAUUCAGUUGAUAUUGUCACUGUGAAAAAUGCUUUUGUUCACCACAGCCUUAUCGAAGAAGACAUGGAGCUAACCGAAAGCGAUCGGCGGACAAUAGGUAAAUCAUAUUUAAGUGACGCGACAAUAGACCAAUUAGGCAAAGACGUCAUUAUGAAGUAUAGCUUUUUUCCUGCACUUUGCGCUGAUUAUUUAUCCGAUACAAAAGAAACUGUCGUAGAAUAUUUUUCAACGCCAUAUAAUUAUGUGGCUGCAGAGAUUGAAAAGUGUAAUAAGUCUAAAGAUUUGAAUUACUUUUCCUUAGCACUAGUGGUGAUGUUGAACAAUAAUGUUAGGAAAGAAAUGCUUAUACAGGAUACGAGUAUUUAUAAUGAGCUAAUUCAAUCUUUGGCAAAGGAAAUUGGUUAUACACAAACGCCAUCAAAACAGUCAUUACGUGUUUGCCUUAGUACCUUAAUAGGAUCUUACGUAAUCGAAACUGAAUCUGAGUAUUUCUUUAUGAACGAAAUGUUAUUCUAUAUUAUCGCACAUGUCUUAAGUAAACAUAUCCUACGUACCUUACUCAAAUAUGGUAGGACAUCGUUUCUAAAAGAUAGAGUCAAAUUUCUGUCUCUUGAUGGACAUUUUCCAAAACUGACAAUUAUGAUUCCAGACACAUUAGAAUCAGCAUACUUUGACCGAAUCUUAUGCAAUAUAAAAAUGGGGUUAUUUUGGGAUGUUUUAACGGAUACGCAGAAUUAUUUUGCUAAAUUCAGAGAAGCUUUUAUUUUGUACAUGAGACCUAAGUUGAAAUGUAGUGACUUAAAGGACUCGGAUAAUGGCUCGACAGUUUUACAUGCUGUAUCUUUGCAUGGUUAUGAGGACUACCUUAAAUAUUUCAUUGAAUUGGACAAAUCAUUGGUAAAUAAAGGGAAUUCCUCUGGUCAAAUUCCUUUGCAUUUGGCUUGUCUAAAAGGACAUUCUCAUACAGCACAAUUAUUGAUUGAGAAACGAACUUUUAUUGACAAAACAGAUGAUAAUGAAAAUACACCUUUAGAUGUAGCAUGUGCGCAUGGCCAUAAAGAUACAGUAGAUGUGCUUUUGUUUCAUAAAGCUACAAUAAAACAAAAACCAAAAGAGCUUAAAACAGCACUGCAUGUAGUUUGUAGAAAUGGAAAUAGAAUUAUAGCGGAAAUGUUGUUGAAAAGAAAUGCAAAGGUUGAUAUAAGGGAUAAAGCUGGACAGACUCCUUUACAUUUAGCUACAUUGAAAGGACAUGGUGAAAUCGUUGAAUUGCUUAUUCAACAUAAUUCUGAUGUCAAUCUUGCUGACUAUAAAGGAAGAACUGCGAUAUAUUUAGCUUGUGAGAAGAAACAUACAAAGAUUGUAGAGUUGCUGUUGAAAUGUAAUGCUAACACAUUGAUAGACAAUGCAGACGGAAAGCGUCCAAUACAUUGCUGCUGUGAAGUAGGAUGUAGUGAUAUUACUCAGCUGUUACUUUCUCAUCAUGUUGAUAUAAAUCUACGUGAUUCUGGGGACUCUACUCCGCUUCACUGGGCUUGCAAAAAGAAUCAUGAGCGUAUUGUUAAAAUGUUAUUGGAGAAAAAUGCAGACGUUUCUCUCUUUACUAAAUAUGGAAAUACACCACUUCAUAUUGCUUGUAUUAAUGGUCAUAUUAAUAUCAUCAAGAUGUUGUUAGACUACAAGGCAAAUGUUAACUGCACAGACAUAUAUGAUAAGACACCACUACAUCUGACAUGUGAACACGGUCUACAGGACGCAGUUUCCCUCCUUCUGGUACACCGAGCAGAUGAUAGUGCCAAAGACAAAGAAUCAAAAACUCCUCUCCAUCUCGCAUGCUUCGAUGGGAAUGAAAAUAUUGUUGAAGAAUUAUGUAAGCAUGGUGUUUCAGUUGAUGCAACAGAAAAAUAUGGUAGGACACCUCUCCAUAUUUGUUGUGAACAAGGUCAUUCUAGCUUGAUAAAAAUACUUAAACGAUAUGGAACAGACAUAAAUAAAAAGGAGAAAGAGGGUUUAACUCCUCUGUAUAUUGCUUGUCGCGAGGACAAUGUAGAUACCAUUAAACUGCUAUUGACACUCGGUGCACAUAUAAAUGAAACGGAUAAAGAUGGAUGGACACCACUGUAUUUAGCAUGCAAAGAGAGUAACAUAGAAAUGGCUAAAAUUUUAAUACCAAAAGGUGCAAACAUAAAUCAAGCUGAUAAAGAUGGUAUAACACCUCUUCAUUUGACUGCUCAGGCUGGAAAUGCUAGUCUUACGAAAUUGCUGCUUGAAAGUAAGGCUUCUGUAAAUAUGGUGGAGAACUUAGGUCAGACACCUAUUUUCAAGUCUUUAUCAGCUGUUCAAAAAGAUGUUACUGAACUCUUGCUUCAAAAUGGUGCAUCUGUAAAUGUGAGUGACAAGUUUGGGAUGACUCCUAUUAGAAUUGCUUUACAGAAAAGAGACAGCGAUGUGAUAAACUUGUUAAAACAUUACAAUGAAUAGUAAAUAUGAAGAUAAUAUAGUAAGAUUCAAUGUCGAUUUUUUUUAUACUUAUGGUUCAU
Mytilus californianus (California mussel) is the source of this 4094-nucleotide messenger RNA. RefSeq lists its product as uncharacterized. NCBI's taxonomy places the organism in Eukaryota, Metazoa, Mollusca, Bivalvia, Mytilida, Mytilidae. The coding region runs from base 286 to 4035 and encodes 1249 amino acids. The record is from RefSeq and is a predicted model, not a curated record. The transcript is spliced from 10 exons. Gene Ontology annotation, molecular function: protein binding.